AUGGCUCCGCCCAAUCCUCGUGCUGAUUGGGAGAGGCUGGACGACCAAUUCUACCGGAAAGUCAAGGUAUACGAGGCCGUCUUUGAUGAGGAUCUGGAAUUGGAGAACUAUAUUGUCGCCGGAGCUCCCUAUGGAGGCGCACUCGCUUUUUAUCGGAACGAAAGCAGACUGUAUCAGUAUCGAGAUGCCCAAACGUCCAAGGCGAGUAUAGAUAUUUACUCGUACUCGGGGAAACUAAUCAGUCGCUUGAAUUGGGAAUAUGGCGCAAUCAAAGGACUAGGAUGGUCCGAUAAUGAAGAGCUGCUAGUGGUGACCGAAGACGGCACUGUGCGCCGCUACUUCGGAUUACAUGGCGAUUUUGCUCCUUUUUCAUUGGGAAAUGGAGCCGAAGAGUACGGCGUUCGAUCUUGUCGAUUUUGGUCGUCGGGUUUGGUGGCCCUGCUGUCUAACAACCAACUUAUUGCUGUUUCAAACUACAAAGAGCCUAGACCCAGGCUGCUGGCAGCGUCUCCAGAGGGCGAAGUCUCGUCAUGGUCAUUAACACCACCAGCAUACACCUUGUCUCGCACCGUCGAAGUUCUUUUGGCUGUUGACAAAACUGUUUACGUGAUCGACGGCACCGAAGCAGAAGACCGAUUGCUUCAAAAUGGACCAUUUAAGCAUGUGACUGCUUCCCCCACGGGCCGUUCAGUCGCGCUAUACACUAUUGAUAACCAGGUUUGGGUCGUCAGCAGUGACUUUCAAAACAAAUACAGCGAGUACGACUCAAAAACCAAAACUCCGCCAUUGGCCAUGGAAUGGUGCGGCGAGGAGGCUGUUGUUCUGGCGUGGGAGGAUGAAAUACACGUAGUAGGAACCAACGGGGCUGUUUCCAAACAUUAUUACGAUGGGCGCGUCCAUGUUAUUCCCGAGCUGGACGGAGUCAGACUGGUGACAAGCGAGACCUGCGAAUUCUUGCACAAGAUCUCCUCUGUCACCGAGGAGGUGUUCAAGCUUGGCUCAACAUCACCACCUUCAGUUUUGCUAGACUCCGUCGAUCUAUUGGAAAAGAAAUCCCCCAAGGUAGACGAAAUUAUGCAGCGUAUUCGACCUAGCCUUCCAGAAGCCGUUGAUGUUUGCGUUCAAGCAGCUGGCCAUGAAUUCGACACAUACUGGCAGAAAAGACUUUUGAAGGCUGCCUCGUUUGGAAAGUCUGUAUUGGAGUUGUUCAAUAGCGACGACUUUGUCGACAUGACGGAGAAAUUGAGAGUGCUGAAAGCUGUCCGCGAUUUUGAAAUCGGAAUGCCCAUGUCUUUCAACCAAUAUCUUCGCUUGACCCCAGAAAGACUAAUAGACCGACUGAUUAAUCGCCAUGAAUACCUCCUGGCGAUCCGAGUCUCGGAAUACCUUCGCAUGCCUGCAGAUAAGAUUUAUAUUCACUGGGCAUGCCAAAAGGUCAAGGUGUCUACUGCCGGUGACGAUUCUCUGUGCAAACUUGUUGUGCAGCGACUAGAAGGGAAAUCGGGAAUUUCCUUUGAGACUAUUGCCCAAUCGGCAUAUGACGAGGGAAGAGCACACCUUGCCACACAACUUCUAGACUACGAACCUCGAGCUGGCAAACAAGUGCCACUGCUUCUCAACAUGGAAGAGGACGAUGUCGCACUGGACAAGGCGAUGGAAAGCGGUGAUACAGAUCUCAUCUACUAUGUUCUACUGCACAUGAAAAAGAAACUUCCUUUGUCGAACUUUUUCCGAACGAUCAACGACAGGCCUACAGCGGCAGCACUCGUUGAGACGUCGGCACGGGACAGUGAUACCGAGCUUCUGAAAGACCUAUACUACCAGGAUGACAGGCCGAUUGAUGGAUCGAACAUUUUUAUUCUCGAAGCAUUAUCACGAGACGACGUUCAGUCCAGGAUUGACAAGUUGAGCCAGGCAUCCCGCGUCCUUUCAGACUCAAAAGAGGCCGCUACGCAAUUUCAACACAAAUCCGUUACCGAAGCUAUUCAGCUCCUUCGUUUACAAGAAGCUUUGGACAAGGAGUUGUCUGAUGGCUCCGACUAUGUCGGUCUCAGUGUCAACGAAACCGUCUACAAGUUAAUCAAGGCAGGAUAUGGAAAACGAGCACAGAAAUUACACAGUGAAUUCAAGAUGUCGGACGUGACUUUUUGGUGGGUCCGAUUGCGUGCCCUGGUUGCCAAACGAGAUUGGGGUGAACUUGAGGAGAUUUCGAAAACCAAAAAAUCUCCUAUUGGGUGGGAGCCGUUCUAUAAUGAGAUUUUAGGGGCGGGGAACACAAAAAUCGCUUCAGCUUUUGUUCCCAAAUGCAGCAAUUUACCCGCUGCUGAAAGAAUCGAAAUGUGGAUGAAAUGCGGCAUGAUCAUAAAGGCAGGGGAGGAAGCCUUCAAGGCCAAAGAUGUCAACGCUCUCGAGGUCUUGAGGACAAAGGCCUCUGGCUCGGCUGUGGGUGAGAUAGAUCGCAUGAUCAAUCAACUUCGACCGAGAAAUAGGUAG
Molecule: messenger RNA, 2493 nt
Organism: Talaromyces rugulosus
Lineage: Eukaryota; Fungi; Ascomycota; Eurotiomycetes; Eurotiales; Trichocomaceae
Exons: 7
Coding region: 1-2493 (830 amino acids)
Biological process (GO): vacuole fusion, non-autophagic; endosomal transport; intracellular protein transport
Cellular component (GO): HOPS complex; endosome; lysosomal membrane
Molecular function (GO): actin binding
Source: RefSeq, a predicted model, not a curated record